UGUUGACCUCUUUUAACUUGAAACCUUACGAAAACUCUCUGUCACCGCUUCAAUUAGGAGACAUCUAGAGAUGGAGCAUACCUUGAGUUGGGUGAUAGACAACUUCUCCGAGAAGAAUGAUGAGAUAAGAACUGCUAACUUCUCAAUCAGCGGGUGUGAAUGGUGUGUUUGUGUGCAUCCCAAGGGUGCGUCUGGCUCUGAUCACUUGUGUCUGUACCUGCAAGUUGUGAAUCCUGAUUCAUUGAGUCUUGGAUGGAAAAGGAGAGCUAGCUAUUGCUUUGUUUUGUUGAAUCAAUCCGGAAAAGAGCUAUUCAGAUCACCUGAGGAAAGCAGAUGCACAUUGUUCUGCAGUGAGAUCUUAUCCUGGGGUUACUAUAAGACGCUGCCUCUUUCCAAGCUCCAAGAAAAAGGGUUUCUGAAGAAGAACAAACUAACCAUUAAAAUCUACAUCAAAGUCCUUGAAGUUGUUCAUCAAGGAAAGUCAACAGAGAAUGAGAUGUUAGAUUACGGUGGUUUUCAGAUCCCUGCUUCUCAACUUGCACUACUGACCAAGAAUGUCAUCAUACAUGACCCAAACUUUGCGGUAGAUAUUGUGUUGGAGAACCAAGCGGUCAAUACAAAGUACAGGAAUCUCCUCCGCAUCGUCGAAACACUGAGCAAGCCUCCACAGAGCUUGUCUUUGGCUCAACUAUGCAAUGCUCAAAGCGAGGUGAAUGCGCUGGAGGAAGCAGGUUUCAAGCUCGACUGGUUAAAUUCUAAAAUUGAGGAACUUUCCGUGGAGUGCAAGAAAGAACCACUUUCUGAUGGAUCUAGGGUCCGACAACUCGAGGAUAGGGUCAACAAUGUGGAAUUGACUCUGUCGGAUCUCAAAGCUGAACUGGACAGGGAGAAGAUUAAAUCUGCUGCUGCCGCCGCUGCUGCUGCCAAAGUUUCUUCGUUUCAGUUUAUAGAUUUUAUCAUAAAAAGGUUCUUUCUCACUUGCUUCUCAUUCUCAAAAUACUAG
This is a messenger RNA of Brassica oleracea var. oleracea, 1003 nucleotides long. RefSeq names its product MATH domain and coiled-coil domain-containing protein At2g42465-like. The transcript has 6 exons. Gene Ontology annotation, molecular function: protein binding. Bases 71 to 1003 code for a protein of 310 amino acids. The record is from RefSeq and is a predicted model, not a curated record. NCBI's taxonomy places the organism in Eukaryota, Viridiplantae, Streptophyta, Magnoliopsida, Brassicales, Brassicaceae.